Alligator sinensis (Chinese alligator) is the source of this 2951-nucleotide messenger RNA. RefSeq names its product charged multivesicular body protein 7 (gene CHMP7). Gene Ontology annotation, cellular component: cytoplasmic side of plasma membrane; ESCRT III complex; multivesicular body. Bases 1 to 1137 code for a protein of 378 amino acids. The record is from RefSeq and is a predicted model, not a curated record. Gene Ontology annotation, biological process: vesicle budding from membrane; late endosome to vacuole transport via multivesicular body sorting pathway. NCBI's taxonomy places the organism in Eukaryota, Metazoa, Chordata, Crocodylia, Alligatoridae. The transcript has 10 exons.
AUGGGUCAGAAGGAAGAGGAACAAACAUGGGAUGCAUGGGCUAGCUGCGUUCAGUUCAGUAACGUGUGCGCUGUCUGUCUUUGCAGACGUGGCAAACUGCAGAGGGAGUCGGACUUCAUAGCCAGUGUAGACAGCAGCUGGAUCUCCUGGGGUGUGGGAGUCUUCAUUUUGAAGCCUCUGAAGUGGACCCUGUCAAGUGUGCUAGGUGACAGCAAAGUGCCGGAGGAAGAGGAGAUCCUGAUUUUUGUGGAGCUACUUCAAGAGAAGGCAGAGGAAAUGUAUCGCCUGUAUCAGAACUCGACACUUUCUUCUCACCCGGUUGUUGCCCUCUCAGAAUUGCGUUUGCUCUGUGCCAACAUGUGUCCGGAUGAGAGGACGUUCUAUUUGUUGCUGCUCCAGCUCCAGAAGGAAAAGAAGGUCACAGUCUUGGAACAGAAUGGAGAGAAGAUUGUAAAAUUUGCCCGGGGUCUUCACACCAAAGUGUCCCCAGUUAAUGACGUGGACAUCGGGGUAUAUCAGCUGAUGCAGAGUGAGCAGCUGCUGUCACGGAAGGUGGAGUCCCUCUCUCAGGAAGCCGAGAGGUGUAAAGAGGAGGCCCGAAGUGCUUGUAGAGCUGGGAAAAAACAGCUGGCACUUAGAUGUUUAAAAUCAAAGCGAAGGACAGAGAGACGGAUUGAAGAGCUCCAUUCCAAGCUGGAUACAGUGCAGGGUAUACUGGAUCGUAUAUAUGCUUCACAGACGGAUCAGAUGGUGUUUAAUGCCUACCAAGCUGGAGUAGGAGCUCUAAAACUGUCCAUGAAGGAUGUCACUGUGGAAAAGGCAGAGAACCUGGUGGAUCAGAUUCAGGAGCUUUGUGAUACCCAAGAUGAAGUUGCCCAGACUUUGGCAGGGGUGGGGAUCAAUGGUCUGGAAGUUGACACUGAGGAACUUGAGAAGGAGCUAGAUAGUCUUCUUGUGGACUCGACUAAAGAGACUCUGGAUCUGCCUCCCGUGCCCCAGAAGCCGCUGCUUCCCACCGUUUCUGAUGCAGAGCUUGAAGCUGAGUUGGAGAAACUUUCCUUGUCAGACAGAGGUUUGGCACAAAAGACUGUCUCUACUUCCUCUGAGCCCAAAAGAGUGGUGGCACUGGAUCUCUGAAGAUACAACAGCACCCUGCUGCUAUGAUUUGAGAAUAGUCUUAAGUUUGCUUAAAUAGUGACCAUAAUUUUAAAGAGUAACUUUGGACGGUGGGCUAACACCCUUCUCUUUUUACUGGAUAUCACUUGCUAAGUGACAUGAUCUACUGCCAUGACAAUCCACCCUCUCUGGAACUGAUACCAGCUGGUGUUGCUGUCAUCUUAGUGCCAAUAUCUACAUUGGUCCCAGUUUGACUGGUUAUCCCAAGUCGCCUUCGGUGUUCAUUAUUUUCCUGGUGAGCUGUCUUCCCUACUGGGAUUACAGCCCUCGCUGUUAUGUCCAAUGAAGAUGAGAGCUCUUCUUCAUAACUGCUUGAUUUUGUUGCAGCUGAUGUUGAGGAGAACCUGAAAAGCAGCAGUAUCGCAGUUGCUCAACGUCUGGCUAGUUGUGUGGUUGUGUAAAACAUUUGGCACAUUACAUAUAUACUGUCCUUAACAGUCAAGUGUCUGCAAUAAGCUUGCACACCUGUCGAUAGUGCUACCUAUCUUUUCCUGUUUGUAUUUGCACGGUUGUGGACAACUAGACAUGUGACUCUUUAACUGUAGGAAACUUUGUUCUUGUUGCCACAAGGGGGCAGCAGUUGCCAGCACAAAAUGACACUUUCUCCUCUUUCUGUAAUAACAAGGCCUUAAAAAGAGACCUGCAAAGGGCUUAAAAAUGAAGGUGUUGCUUUUUAUGCUGUGAUGAGAUGGGCCUGCAAAGCUGAUUUAAAAAAAAUAAACUGCUUAGUUUGUGUUUUUGGGUUUUGUUUUUUUUUAACCUGUGAAAACAGCAGGUACUUCAAGUUUUACCUUCCCUGUUUUUUGCAGGAGAUUUUUGGGAGUCAGAGGGGGAUUAAAUGAGAGGUUCUUUUUUUUUGCACUACCAGGGAGAAUUUGGGGGGUAUAGUAGUCUUCUCCAAAGUGUAUGGGGGCUCUUGAAUCCUUCACACAAUGCAACUCCUCCCCUUCAGUUUUCAGUCUUGAGGCAUAACACUACGAGCUGAGCUAGAGGAGAACUGCAUUUUUAAUGUACACAACCCAAGCAGAGCCUUUAUUCGUCAGAACAAAGUGCAGUCUUUUUGUCCCCAUUUGCAGGUCACUUUUACUAUGCUUAUCAUGUACACAGAAGAGGGUAAACCUGGCUAAUCAUGCUUCAGUUGCUUCCAGUGGGACUGGGUGACCUCUUUUGGGAGAGGCAGAUGUUUCCACCUGUGCUCUGUGUAUCCUGGCUCCUGAUGGGAGAUCCAUAGUGGGGUUGGUACCAAGCACAUGUGAGCCUGGGGAAGUCUGUGGGGUUUUGCUGAGUAGGUGUUUGUUUGUAAUUGGUGUCCUGCUUCUGUCCCUCCUUUGAGGUAGAAUGUAUUAUUUGUUGUACUAGUUUCAUGCCUGCCUCUGCUACCAGUAGCUGCCCACUUCCCAGGGCACACAAAGGACAGGUUGCUUGAACUAGCAGUAAUGAGUCAUGGAAUAAUAAUCAAAGCAGGGAAAAAGGAGCUCUAGACAUAGCCCAACUUCUGGAGAUGAGAGAGAGAACUGCCAGGGAGGUAACUUCAGUGUGCUGCAUCUGAACACAGCCAGCUCCUCUACCAGAUCCCCUCACCAACACCACUACUGUUCCUGAGUGCAAGCUCCUCAGACAGAGGGGCAAGGUGCAGCAGGUAAGCAGUUCAUGUGAGCUAAAAGCAGAAUCACAGUAAAUACAGUCAGUGUGUUCCUUUCCUUUCUGUACAAAAGGGGAAAAAAGAUUGCUGGUCUUUACUACCUGCCAUGUAAUAAAGGGAGGAAAAAUCAAGA